AUGGCUCUCGGCGCCCAGUUUCUGGCCAAGCCCUGGCUGCCCAAAAAAUUGCGGCGAAUUCACGAGGCCUGUGUCUCAUUCCAGCCGUAUAUGAAUGAUCUUUACGAGCAAGAAAAGCGCCUUCAAAACUGCCAAAGUGUCGACGGCACGGCCAGGGAUGGCAACCUCAUGACAGUCCUCGUGCAGGCAUCAACAAAGGAGCAAAAAGCAUCGUCGUCGACCACGGGAGGGUGGAGCGAGAAGGAGAUUUACAGCAACAUAUUUGUUUUCAACUUUGCGGGCCACGACAGGACUGCGCACACCCUGACAUUCAUGGUUGCCUUCCCUGCUUCCAAUCCCGCUGCACAGGAUUGA
Molecule: messenger RNA, 354 nt
Organism: Metarhizium brunneum ARSEF 3297
Lineage: Eukaryota; Fungi; Ascomycota; Sordariomycetes; Hypocreales; Clavicipitaceae
Molecular function (GO): oxidoreductase activity, acting on paired donors, with incorporation or reduction of molecular oxygen; monooxygenase activity; heme binding
Source: RefSeq, a predicted model, not a curated record